AUGGGUAUUCUAAAAGUUAGGUACAGUGCUGUAAUGCUGUACUCCGCAGAACCACGCUAAGCCUUAUUCGCGUAGCUAUAAUUUUUCAGGAAAUGGUAAGCUACCUCAAAUCCAUAAACUCCCAGCUACGGAUUUCGAAUUCUGCCAGCCAGCCAUACUCUCGGAUUGCAGAGAAAGCGCCCAUUCCGAACUCAAUUGAUGGCAUUUGUACAAAAGCCAUCGACCAUGGCCGACUCUCAACCCACAUCUUCCUCCAAGAUCCCUCCCGCAGCCUCAUCCAACCCCACACCGGCACCAGACUCUUCACUUUUCUCACAACGAUCACGGCGGCAAUUUGGCCUAUUCAUGGGUGGUGCAGGAUUUGUCGCCCUUUCGGCUUUCGUCACUCGCAGAGCACUUGUAAGAAAGUAUAACGCGAUGCUGCCAAAAUUCUACACGCCCAGUAAUCGUGUUCAUGAAGUCGAUGGAUCUACUGAGGCAUUGGAAGCAUUGAGUGUAGCGACUAUUAAUGUGGCUAGCAUUAGCCUCAUGCUCAGUGGAGGUCUAUUGUGGGCUUUCGAUAUUUCGACUGUCGACGACAUGAGGCAGAGAUAUCGAGCGAAGAUGGGAUUGCUCGCUCAAGAAACAAACCCAGAAGACGAGAAGCAAAUGGAGGAGUGGGUAGCUACAAUGAUGGCUAAAUUGAAUAUUGAUCCUAAGGAGUAUACUGCUGAGAAAGGCGAAAACGUUCUUGGAGAAAUGGGGGGGCAAGCGGGUGUAGAUACGGACCGAUCAAAGAAAUCAUAGAGCCGGAACAGAUUCUUGUACAACAUUCGGCAACUACAGUAUAGUAGAGAUCGCACAGUACUGGAAUACUAGCAUGGAUAAACUUUAUUAUCAAGACAACGGGCAAGCACCAGAGACAAAUGACCCUGGCUCUCAAACUGAAGAAGAAUACUGCACACCAGAAUAAUUUUGAUUGCCAAAAGGUGCACUUUGCAUGCCGAGGCUGAGAUACAUUCGCGGUAAUUGCUGCGAGUGCAAGAGUCUCGUUACGGAUCCCUUCGGUAUUUCUUUUGGCGACGCGUAUCACGGUGAAGCCAUCAUUUCACCCGAGACGGUUCCAUUGGGCGCAAAAAAAAAAGGU
Molecule: messenger RNA, 1126 nt
Organism: Sclerotinia trifoliorum
Lineage: Eukaryota; Fungi; Ascomycota; Leotiomycetes; Helotiales; Sclerotiniaceae
Source: the annotation of a GenBank genome assembly